Molecule: messenger RNA, 1134 nt
Organism: Capronia coronata CBS 617.96
Lineage: Eukaryota; Fungi; Ascomycota; Eurotiomycetes; Chaetothyriales; Herpotrichiellaceae
Exons: 1
Coding region: 1-1134 (377 amino acids)
Source: RefSeq, a predicted model, not a curated record
AUGAAUCGAACUCCAAGCAGCGCGACCAUCACCGUAUCGCCAGAAAAGCUCGCCCGAGCACCUCGAAGCAGGCGUGCACCGGCACCGACCUCCAAAGUCCGCGAGAACCAGGCAUUGUACCGCACGCGCCGAACGACUCGAGCCGAGAAGACUCUACCAUCACGUUUUCGGGAUGUCGAAGACAGCGACGACGAUUAUGAGGAGAACGGAAACACCGCAGCCAGCCUGCAGGAGCUGGUUGCCUUGGUCAAGGACCUCAAGAACACUAUUGAUCAACAAAACGAGACGAUCCAAGAGGCCCAAGCCGAGUUGAAGGAGUUAAAGGAAGAACAGCAAUGUGUGAAAGAACAGAACUGCGAGCUCAAGGAUGAAAUCGGCAUGCUCCGGAAUCAACUCAGUAGCCUGUCCGCAUCUUUGCCCUCGACACAGUCAUGGGCGUCCAUCGUAGCAAGCCAAACAGGGUCAAAUUCGACGCACGGGACAUCUGACCGAAUAACCACGUACGCCAACCAUGUCGCAAGCCAUCCCCCCAACCACUGGGCCGCUACAGAUACGCUGUACUGCACGAUCGACGCCUCCCGAGUGACAGAACAGGACAUGGACAAGACCUCUCCAGGCGCCAUCAGGGCGACGGUGGAGAAAGAGAUGCGAACCGGUGAGGGACAAAACAGUUGGCGCUGCCGGGCUGUGACCAGAGAUGCAAUGAACGCAAGCCGCGUCAAGAUCGCAUGCAGAGACGAAACCGAACUGCACAUGGUCAAACAGGUGGCGGAAACGAAGAUCGCACCCGGCAUCAGAGUACUCCGGGACGAGCUCUAUCCCGUCAAAGUGGAUAAUGUCAAUCGUCUGGCAAUUCUGGAUGCAAAUGGAAAUGUUCAGACGGGGGCAGCAGAGGCCCUCAGUCAAGAGAACGAGACAACGGUGGCAAAAAUCGGAUGGCUGAGUAACAGAACCGUCGCCAAGGCCUAUGGCUCCAUGGUGGUCUACCUCACGAAAGGCAGUGACGCGGGUCGCUUUCUGAGGGAGGGAUAUUUCCAUGUGGCCGGAGAAUCUGGUUACGCCCGGACGUUUGAACGCCGGUCACGCCCAGAGCAAUGCUAUACUUGUCAAGAGCCAGGUCACAAGGCGUUUUAG